Molecule: messenger RNA, 1895 nt
Organism: Fomitopsis serialis
Lineage: Eukaryota; Fungi; Basidiomycota; Agaricomycetes; Polyporales; Fomitopsidaceae
Exons: 3
Coding region: 245-1798 (517 amino acids)
Source: RefSeq, a predicted model, not a curated record
GACUAGAAGGCUGGCAAAGAGCACCGAACUUUGCAGUUUAUGGCUACUUCAAGUAGUUUGGGCUGUCGGCCUAGGUCGGCCUACGCCGCACAGCCUUCGAUACGCAUCGCUCAAGCGGUGACAAGUUCCAGAUGUGUCUCACUUGCGCAGAAUAGUACGGCCUUAGGAGUCCGCCACGAAUACCACCCGGCUGGGAUUCCGAGUUGCGAUCCUCCCCGUCCUCCACAACUUGUUGCUGACCAUCAUGGCCAGUGAAGAUUCCCCUCAAGGUUCUGCGUUGUACAACAUCGACAUCACUUACCACAUCAUGCGACAUUGCCUGUCGAGAGCCGAAGGCGAAUAUCAGGACAACGAUACCAUGCAGACACUCGCCCGAUGCGCCCGCACCUGCAAUUCCCUCUCGAAACCUGCAAUGACCUUGUUAUGGAGAUACCUGCCAUCGCUGAAACCGCUCUUGUCUAUCUUAUCGGUCUACCAAGCUAUACCCCCGACUCAAGUUAUGACGAGCUCGAUCGCACAGCGAGACCUCAAUGGACUAUUGUUGGUGAUAUAUCCGCCCGAGACCGCGAACGAUUUGUUCAUUACGCUCGUUUUGUGUGGGCCCUUGACCUCCGGGGCAUCUCACCCAUCCGACCGUCAUUACCAUCCUCGAAGAGACAUUCGGCCGAGGGUUCAUGCCUCAUCUGCGGUCUCUCCGUUGUCUCACGACGGCGUCCGCGUAUGUGUUCAGUCCGCUCUUGGUGCCAUCGCUGUUAUCCAUACACUGGGAGGACCGCAAUUCACAACAGACCCCGAGCUAAAAGUUGCUGCAGAGAGAGUCGCCUCGAAAAUCCUGACGCUAUCAUCCACCCUCGAGAAACUCGAAAUCCCACGAUGCAAAACCACGCUGCUUCUCUCGUCGUUCGGCGACUUCAAGCGAUUGCGCACUCUGGAUAUCUCCGGCACACCGUACAUCCUAGAAUGGACCGUUCUCCAAACGAUCGGGUCACUGCGACACCUCACGCAGGUCGCAUUACCCAGCGCAGUGGCUGGUUAUCAGCCAACAGACCAGUGUCAAGGAUUUCAGGCAUUGACGCAUCUCAUGGUCGGACAUCGAAACCAAGGGACGGACCUACUCCGGUUGAUCUCACCUCCGAGGCUACGAUCUCUCGAGCUCACAGGCGGUUUAUACAUCGAAGACUACUGGUCUUCCAAUGAGACCCGCGAUUGUAUCGGGACAUGUCUCAGCAGUUGCACCGCGACCUUCGACACAUUCAUCAUCGAUGACUCCCACUUCGCCAUUGCUGAACCGAUUCUUGCAACCGCGGAGCCCUUUUUCGCCAUGAAAGGUCUGCGGAAAUUCCGUUGCUCUCAAACGAAGCCAGUGGGUGACGACGACCUGCGUGCGAUGGGUGCAGCGUGGCCGCAUCUAGAGGAACUGCACUUACACUGGCAGUGGUCCAACGCGAGGUCUCUGGAGGAUCCCAAUGCUGUCACGGCGCCAUCGUUGCAAGGCAUCGCUGAGCUAGCUCACGCCUGUCCCACUCUCCUCCGGAUUGAUCUGAGCUACGCCCAUCUCUCGCUCGCUUCCGACAUAGAUCCCUACCCUGACCUGAACCAUGGAAUGGAGGAGCUCUCCUUGAGCGACGUCGAAAUCGAAGAGCCCGUACGCUUAGCGAGGACAAUCGACCGACUGUUCCCUCACCUAAAGCUAGCAGGCUACAGAAUGACGGAAGAUCGGCAAGACGUCUCCGCCCUGCUAGGAGAGCUUGAGAAUGCCAGGCUGGUCAGGCUGGCGUCGGGUACCCUAACACUGUAGUGACUACUAGGAGUCAGGGUUACAAACUGUACCGUAUGCGCGUGUGAUGUACUAAUGAUUCCGCAAUUCAACCUCUGCCACUGGCAUCGACAUCAAA